AUGGCGUAUUUCAAUCUCACACGAAUUUUUUUCGGUGCUGGUAUAUUGGGACUACCUUUAGCAGUUAGCCAGGGUGGUAUAAUACUUGGACCUAUAAUGUCUGUGGGCUUAGGUCUGCUAAUAAUACAUAUGCAUAUAACUUUAGUUUUAUCUAUCGACAAAGCCUUAAAAGAUCCUCGUGUUCUUACAAAGUCUAAUGGAGUAAUUUACGUUUGUAUGCUAACGGCCACUAUAGUUUUAACGGUAUUCGGUGUCCUGGGGUACUGGUCCUUCGGUACGAUGGAGGAAAACGUGCUGAGAUCGCUACCUUUCGACGAUAAUUCAGCCAUCUUAGCGAUAGGACUAUACUUAAUGUCGAUAGCAUUUGUUUAUCCUAUCCAGUGCUAUCCUGCGAUCCAGAUUAUAAUUGAAGUAAUAAAAAAUAGAGAUACACCCUUCCCGCCCUCAGAAAAAACUUUGAAGAUGGUAGAGUUUGUUGCACGACCACUUUUUGUUUUGACCUCUUUUUUCGUCUGCUACCUGGUGCCAAUUCAAGGAGCUUUUGUUGCAUUCGUGGGAAACUUAUGUACUACUCUAUUAGCACUAGUUUUUCCUGCUUUGAUGGAAUUGUGUAUUUUAUACCCAAAUCAGUAUGGAAAAUACAAUUUUUAUUUAAUAAAAGACUUAAUAAUAGUUAUUUUCGGCGCAUCAUCGUGGGUGAUUGGACAACUUCCGCUAUGGACCUGGGACUGUAUUGACGAUAAAUGUAUAUCUACAAAAGCAACAAAAUAUGGGAGGCUACAGUCCUUAGUCACUUGUAACAUGCUUUGUACGUCUGUACAACUGUGGCCGAAACCCACAGGAACAGUUUCUUUAUCAAAAACAGCUCUACCUGUCCGUGCUGACUUAUUCUAUUUAAAAAUACUAUCUUUUCCUUCAAUUCAUGUACGAAAAAAUUUCAUCGAUGCAUUUGAAUUAUUUCGACAAGAUUUGUAUAAGAUGGAGAACAACGUAAGUGUCAUUGAACCGCAUUGCCCUGUUGAAAUUCGGGUUGCAAUAAAUGAAAGUGGCAACAAUGACCCUAGGAUGCUUUUCGAUACAGAUGAAAGCUAUCGAUUAAAACUGACUGCUAAUUUAUCGGCUGGGUGUCUCAUAGCGGAGAUUGCUUCGAAUUCAUUUUGCGGUGCACGACACGCUUUAGAAACGUUGUCGCAGUUGCUUUGGUUUGAUCCAUAUGCGGGUACUUUAUUAAUAUUGGACACAGCUAACAUCGAAGAUUCUCCACGAUUUCGUUACCGUGGACUUAUGUUAGACACAGUACACAAUUAUUUCCCCGUCAACGAAAUAUGUAAAACCAUUGAUGUCAUGGCCGCUACUAAACUCAAUACACUACACUGGCGUGCAGCUGAUUCGCAAGGUUUGUCUAUACAUUUUAGAAGUUUAUCACAAUUACCUUAUUAUGAAUUAUAUAAGCAAGGUGCGGUGUACACUCCGGAAGAAGUACACGUAAUUGCAAAACAUGCGCGUAAGCGGGGUAUAAAAGUUUUAAUUGAAGUCGAUUUGUCAUCCCUCGCAUCUAAUGCUUGGAACUGUGGAUCAAAUAUACUUGGUCAAUUAAUACGCGACGAUGUGGAAUGUUCAAGAGAAUACAAUAAUGAGUUUUUGUGUAGAGAAAUUUAUCAAAACAAUUCACAUCUGUAUGAUGUUAUCGAAAAAAUAUACGCCGAAAUCAUUGAAAUUACUGGCAUUGAUGAUAUUUUUCAUCUUGCCGGUGAGGAUAUUUGUGAAUAUUGCCUACAAAGUUUGAAUAGAACAGAUCCUAUAGAAUUAAAACUACAAAUAACUCGCAACAUUUUACAACUGUUAGAAUCUAAGAAUAAAAAACUACCAAACUUGAUACUUCUAUGGUCGACGCAUUUGUCCGAUCGAAUAAAAAUUGAUUUAAAGAAAUAUCUUCAUAAAUUAGGUGUCCAAGUCCUUAAUAUUCAGAUGAAAAAUUACGUUACCGGGCUACGCACAGUAAUAUCAUAUCAAGAUGCAUGGGAUUUUAAUAGUGGUUAUGGGGAAUGGUAUAUGGAUACCGGUGGUGUAAAUUAUAACUCAUGGCAACGCGUGUACGAAUAUAGGCCUUGGUCUUGGAGAAACAUGGCUUAUGUGAUAGGGGGAGAAGCAACAGUGUGGUCUUCAUUAUUAGGAGCAGGAGGAUUACAAGCAAGAGUGUGGCCGAGACUGGCAGCUUUGGGUGAACGAUUAUGGUCAGACAGUGCAGAAAGUGCGACGCAUCUCGUGCAGGUGCGACUAGAUGUACAUAGAUCACGUCUAAAUGACCGUGGUAUUAAAUAUGCUCCAAUAUGGUCUAUGUGGUGCACUCAAAAUUAUUGUUAA
This is a messenger RNA of Melitaea cinxia (Glanville fritillary), 2364 nucleotides long. Its product is annotated as chitooligosaccharidolytic beta-N-acetylglucosaminidase-like. The record is from RefSeq and is a predicted model, not a curated record. Lineage: Eukaryota; Metazoa; Arthropoda; Insecta; Lepidoptera; Nymphalidae. The transcript has 5 exons. Gene Ontology annotation, molecular function: beta-N-acetylhexosaminidase activity. Gene Ontology annotation, cellular component: membrane. Bases 1 to 2364 code for a protein of 787 amino acids. Gene Ontology annotation, biological process: carbohydrate metabolic process; ganglioside catabolic process; glycosaminoglycan metabolic process.